AUAGCCCUUUGCUUCCCUUUUCUUACUUCCCUUUUCUUACAGAAACGAGUAGCAGCUGGUCCAGUGAUGCUCCAAGGCUGUUGACAAUGGCUUCUUCAAUUAGCUCUUCUUUUCAAACCAGGAAGCCAUUUGGCGUGGGCUGCAUAGAUGGGGCUAGCACUUGAAUCUUCUUAUUCAUGAGACAGUUGAUAGUCUAGAGAUUAAAUUCAAGAUUUCAACAUUUUUAAGCACUUAGGUUCAAGGUAGUGACAAAUGAACCUUAAGACCAAUAGGCACAACGUAUCAGCUACCAGAUAGAUGAUCUUGCAUAUCAAUCUGAGAUCUGUAUUUUUGGGUGAGAGAAAUGGAAUUUGUGUACCAAUUGUUCCUAUAACCCGUAUUGGGUUCCUGAGGAAGACUAUAGAAUGUAAGGAGUCACGAAUCGGGAAGCAACCAAUUUCAGUGCCUUCCAAUGUGACAAUCACACUGGAUGGCCGAGAUCUAAAAGUGAAGGGUCCUUUGGGGGAACUUUCAAGAACUCAUCCUCGAGAGGUGAAGCUUGAGAGAGAUGAGAAUGGAACUAUUCGUGUUAAAAAGGCAUUGGACACAAGAAGAGCCAACCAAAUGCAUGGACUUUUCAGGACACUUACAGACAACAUGGUGGUGGGAGUAUCAAAAGGGUUUGAGAAGAGACUUCAGCUAGUUGGCGUUGGGUAUCGUGCAACAGUAGAAGGAAAAGACUUGGUGUUAAGUCUGGGAUUUUCUCAUCCAGUUAGAAUGGAAAUACCUAGUGACCUAAAAGUGAAGGUGGAAGAGAACACGAGGAUCAUUAUUAGUGGAUAUGACAAGUGUAACAUUGGCCAGUUUGCUGCUUCGGUUAGGAAAUGGAGGCCUCCUGAACCAUAUAAAGGUAAAGGUGUGAGGUAUGCCAAUGAAGUUAUAAGAUUAAAGGAAGGGAAAGCAGGGAAGAAGAAGUAAUUGAUGCAUUUGUAUUUUGUAUUUUUAAUUUCUCUUAUGUGCACUUUUUUAAUAUGCAUUAGCAAUGUGGAUGUAUUUCAGUGAUUCAUUAAAUAGACAUUUUUAAUUUCA
This is a messenger RNA of Hevea brasiliensis (rubber tree), 1068 nucleotides long. RefSeq names its product 50S ribosomal protein L6, chloroplastic. The coding region runs from base 298 to 957 and encodes 219 amino acids. The transcript has 4 exons. Gene Ontology annotation, molecular function: structural constituent of ribosome; rRNA binding. NCBI's taxonomy places the organism in Eukaryota, Viridiplantae, Streptophyta, Magnoliopsida, Malpighiales, Euphorbiaceae. Gene Ontology annotation, biological process: translation. The record is from RefSeq and is a predicted model, not a curated record. Gene Ontology annotation, cellular component: ribosome.